AUGGCGCGAAAAGCUGGUAAUGGGUGCAUCACCUGUCGCAUACGUCGUGUCAAAUGCGACAUGACCAAGCCGGCGUGCCAACGCUGCUUAUCUAGCAAACGAAAAUGCGAUGGCUAUCUCCCAGAGGACUCAACAAUGACACGUCGUCAACUCGCCGAGGUAGCCCGUCGCAUCUCAGUCGUGGGCCCCAUUUCACAAGCUCUGUGCCAGUAUCCCAUAAGUGCAGGCACCAAAUCUGCGAACUUGACGCUUUUCGACGUGUUUCGUACACUUACGGCGCCUUCAACUGCUUCAUUUAUACCGUCGCAGUUUUGGACGAGGGAGAUUUUACAGUUGGCGCAUAGUGAACCUGCGGUGUGGCACGCUACGCUUGCGCUGGGAGCGAUCCAUCAAAGACAUGGGUUGUACUUUCAGGGUUGCAAUGACAAGAGCGAGGAGAUGUGGCUUGAAGCGAACGACAGCUAUGGACGCGCGAUAUCUUGUGCGCGACAAGUGAAGGAUCCUGCCAAGCUAUUGUCGCUGUGCCUUGCUCUCGUAUCCAUCGCGCAUCUUAUAGGGCGCUGGUCUGAUAGUCAGGUGCAUAUUAUGGCUGCUCAUGGUUUGUUGAACCAAGCAGGAUACAGUACAGAAACGUCAAACGCAGCUGAGAUGCUGACGCGGUUGGAUCUACAUGCCAUGACAUUCUCUGACUCAAGUGCGCCGUAUCCUUACAAGAGCGUUCCGAGUAGAGUGUGGGUCGAUGAAGAUAUGCAGCGCAUCGCUGGUUUUAAGAGUUACGCACAAGCAGGGACGGCGCUAUUUGGGGUUAUGAGGAGACUUAUGAUGAUGGGCCAGAAAGGAUACGACGAAGAUCAAGAAACCAUGAGUGAAAAUCACGACAUGUUGACAGUCACGAAAAGGGAUCUUGCAUCUUGGGAGUACAAGAUGGCAGAAUUUGAGAGGAACCACCCCAGUCCACACGAUCAGAGAGGAGCGGUAUCUAUCAGGCUGUAUCACACUCUAAUGCGUACGUUCCUAGCAGGAGGAGCAUUCGGACCAGAAAUGCGAUGGGAUAAUCUUGUUGGUCUUUACGAAAGGAUCCUCACACUUGCUGAGACACUAUGCGCCGACACACAGAGCUUCCACGUCAAUUCACCUCUAUCUCUCGAACCAGGUGUUAUCGUGCCAGUAUUUAUGGUCGCUCAACGUUGUCGUCACCCAUGGCUACGUCGUCGCGCGAUUACACUUCUCUACAAGCUCAAACGACAAGAAGGCAUGUGGUUAAGCGACGGAGCAGCAGCAGUGAGUAAGAAGAUAAUGGAGCUUGAAGGGCAGACGUAUUUCAAAAGCGAUCUUGCCAAUGAUGAGGAGAAUGCAUCAUCAGCUCUUGCUUUGGGGGAUAUUCCAUGGGAAGUGUGGGCGAAUGUCGAUAUUGAGGAUUUACCUGCCAAGACGAGCUGGGCGGGUAUUGAGAGAGUUCCUGAAGAGAAGAGAAUGCGCGAGACGAUGGUGAUGGUUUUUACCGAAGAGAGAAGGAUUGAAUUGUCGCUUAUAAUGAGUGCUGGAGAUGAAUUGGGAGCAUAUGGUGAAGUAAGGACAGAAUCGAUAACAUAUUAA
Molecule: messenger RNA, 1596 nt
Organism: Fusarium venenatum
Lineage: Eukaryota; Fungi; Ascomycota; Sordariomycetes; Hypocreales; Nectriaceae
Source: RefSeq, a predicted model, not a curated record